CCGAAAUGGAUACACCAAGGAAUCGUUGUACCCUGCUCCGACUGCUUACCAUCCUCGUCCUGAUACGAGCGGCCACGGGUGGAAAGUACUCCCGAUUUCGACUAGCUGACGUGCAGCGCAAUGCAGCCACCAAUGUGCCGUGCACUUGUGCCAUCUUCCUCACCGGCCAGUUUAACCGUUUCAAUCGCACGGAACAGCCGAAAGGAAAUCCUGGAAUACAGCUGGAGCUGAUGCAGCACUUCCCCUGCACCGCAGCGGGCAACAAGCAGUGUGCGAACAAAUGUUUGGACUCGAUCGUGAAGCAUCUGCACAACUCGCAGAACGUCAUCUGCGCCACCAUUGAUCGGGACUGCUUCCGGGAGCGAGCCUACCUGUUCUACCAAAACUGUGCGCCCCGCUGGGUGAACAGUAACCUCUCGGCGGGCAAGGAGUUCUGCUGCCAGAAUGACAAACCGAUGCGAUGCAACCUGAUGGCGGAGCUGAUACGGCAAUCGCUGCUAGAAAACGAGGCCACCAACAACGGCACCACCAGCAGCGGUAGUUCCGACGAGCAAAGCACAGCCAACCGGUGAUAUAUCUUAAAUAAAUAGCGCACACAUCACUACAG
Messenger RNA from Anopheles gambiae (African malaria mosquito), 607 nucleotides. It is a transcript of the gene Fcp3C, whose product is annotated as follicle cell protein 3C-1. Lineage: Eukaryota; Metazoa; Arthropoda; Insecta; Diptera; Culicidae. The transcript has a single exon. The record is from RefSeq and is a predicted model, not a curated record. Bases 6 to 572 code for a protein of 188 amino acids.